UCGGGAGCAGGAAGCAGCAGAUCGACGACGGGAACAAGCACACUGCGUUUUUGUAACAAUAUUAUCAUCUAUCUUAAAGUGGAGGUUAGUGUCGUAGAACAUGCAACACAGGUGAAAUUUCAGGUGAUUUAACUUCACUGUUGCAACUUUUCGGUCCUACCUUCCGAAUUUUCGAGUGCUAUUUUUGUUUUGUUUGUUGUAGGGUUUUUUUUUUUUUUGUUACUUUUAUUCUGCUUUGAUACAAAGCUUGGAAGCAGUUUGGAAAAUUUGGACCAAUGUCUCGUAAGAAGGCACUGAGAGGCAAAGCCGCGGCCAGCAGCCCGUGUGCGGGCAGCCCUGCCGGUAAAGGCACCGGCAGGGCUGCGAGGAGCAGCCCGGGGAUCGUGCAGAUGAACGGCGUGGUCCAUCCCAGCAGACCCGCCGUCAGCAGCAGCAGCGAGUUCUACGAUAUCGCUUUCAAGGUAAUGCUGGUUGGAGACUCUGGUGUGGGAAAAACCUGUCUACUGGUCCGUUUCAAAGAUGGAGCUUUCCUUGCCGGCAGCUUCAUCUCCACCGUGGGAAUCGACUUUAGGAACAAAGUCCUGAAUAUUGAUGGCAUCAAGGUGAAGCUCCAGAUCUGGGACACAGCUGGACAGGAGCGCUUCCGCAGUGUCACACAUGCCUACUAUCGUGAUGCUCAUGCUCUUCUUUUGCUGUACGACGUCACCAACAGGACAUCCUUUGACAACAUACAGGCAUGGUUGACGGAAAUCCACGAAUAUGCCCAACAGGAUGUGGUACUCAUGCUGCUUGGAAACAAGGCUGAUGCCACUCAUGACAGGGUGGUGAAAAGAGAAGAUGGAGAGAGGCUUGCUAAGGAAUUUGGGGUUCCAUUCAUGGAGACCAGUGCCAGGUCAGGUCUCAAUGUAGAGCUGGCUUUCACAGCUGUGGCCAAGGAGCUGAAGCACAGGUCCAUGAAGGAUCCCAGUGAAAAGUUUAAGCUUCAUGAGUAUGUAAACAAGGAGAUGAAGGGUGUCGGCUGCUGCAGGUCUUAAGUGGUUGUAUGUUUCCAAGUCUCUGUGUUGAUCCCUCAGCUUUACAUCGUUUAUUACUACAUAAGUACAAAUCAGAAAUGAGCAGCCAGCUCCAGUGAGGCAAAAACCUGUUUCCCCACCCUCAAACCUCUGUACCGUGCACACAACUUCCAUUUGUUGCCCUCCGCUCAUCUCUGUCCCCUCUUGUUUUUCCUCCUCGUGUAGCUGUGAAUGUAGCCAAGGAUAUCAUUUAAAAAAGGAAUAAAGACAUGGCAGAUCGGUUAGCUCCCUCUUCAUGGAUAUUUUCAUCCAUGAUUGGAGCUGCAGAGAUGGGUCUUGGCCUCACCACAUUCUCUUGUGUGGUUACCUUAUUUUGAAAGAAUUUAAUCAUGCCAUAAUUCUGUUUAACGGAGAAAAGAUUCAUGUUUUGUACAGAAAAAGAUUUUUCAAAUAUAUUUAGAAGGCCAUUGGCAGCUUUUGUUAUAAUGUUAUAUAAUCUUCAUACACGUGCAGUUUUGUGGUGUUUCUUUUAGUGCCAGGUUUCAUUGCCGUGAUCCAACAGGCUCCCUGGAGACACUUUAGCUCACGAGCAUAUACACUAACUAAUGAUAUCGUGAUGACCCCUCAACUAAUAGACCUGUGACCAGUCAUGGCCUGAAUGAAGAACAUCUGCGGAUGUCCAAGAGUGACUGGCACUCGGAUGUUAGCAAAAGAUCCUGUGAGUUUUGGGGUGGGGUCUCUGUGGUUUGAGCUUGCUUCCCCAAGGAGGCUGUUAUAUCCCAUCGGAUUGGUAUCUGGGGAGUUUGGAGGCCGAGUGAACACUUCAGGGUCGAUUUCAGCACUUCCUAAAAAGCUUCGAGGGCCUCACUGCUGUCCAGCUGGAGAAGACUGCAAUUGUGAUUGUUCUGCAACGAUGUAGUGGCAAGAUCCAAAGUAACAUUUAUGUGAACAGGUUUUCCCAGCAGAACAUUUGAACAGGAUAAGCUGUUUUUACCCAUGAUACCUGUCAGUGGUUUUAAUGUUAUGGCUGAACACUGUACAUUUGAAGUAUUUCGCUAAUUCAUCUCUGGAUAUUUGAGAAUAUAUAUAUUACUUCAACACACAACAAAGCAAACUGAUGUUGCUGCUUUAGCUACAAAGCUACUGCAUUUAAAUAUUUGAAUUAUUUUAGUAUAUAGCAGUCAAAAUACUUUAAAUGUAUAUAAAGUUAUCAUGAAUUAUUAAAAGAAUGAACUGUACAUUCUUUUAUGUUCUGAAAUGGUUAAAAAGGAAUAAUAAUAAAAUAAUGGUGUACAAAUUUCGUUUUUUCUGCAUGUAUAAAAGUUUCAGUAGAGGAAAAUCACACUUUAAUUGGAAAAGGAUUAAUAUAGAUGUGGUUCGUAUGAGUUCCAGUUACUUAUAGUGUUGUAUUUUAAAUGUACAGUAACAGUAAAUGUCUGUAUUUUACUGUUUGUAGUCCUUGAAACCUUAAUAGACUCCCUGAUAUGUCACUCUUUUUUCCUUUUUAAUAUUUUAUACAUUCAGUAACCUAUAAAUGGGGUAUUUAGUGCCAUGUUUUCUGAAGCAUUUCAACUGGUAUAUUUGUCAUCCGUUAACAGUAUUUAACCUUCCUUUUAAGAAAAAGGUUUUUAGUUGUAAAUUCAAUCUUAGUCACAGAAAUUACUAAAACAAGUGGAGCAUCUCUUUGUGCAGUUCCUGCACAUUCAAAUGUUUGGUUUUGAUGUCUUGGAUCUUGUUUUUUUGUUGUUAUUUUUAUUUUGCUACCUUUUUACAUGUACAACUUUUGUCUUGAAACUGAAUUAUUUAAUAUGACAAUUAAAAACCCAGACAGGCAUCAA
Cololabis saira (Pacific saury) is the source of this 2851-nucleotide messenger RNA. RefSeq names its product ras-related protein Rab-26-like. Gene Ontology annotation, molecular function: GTPase activity; GTP binding. NCBI's taxonomy places the organism in Eukaryota, Metazoa, Chordata, Actinopteri, Beloniformes, Belonidae. The record is from RefSeq and is a predicted model, not a curated record. Bases 276 to 1034 code for a protein of 252 amino acids. The transcript has 9 exons. Gene Ontology annotation, cellular component: Golgi apparatus; endosome.